Messenger RNA from Apaloderma vittatum (bar-tailed trogon), 1672 nucleotides. RefSeq names its product neurabin-1-like. Gene Ontology annotation, molecular function: actin filament binding. Gene Ontology annotation, biological process: actin filament organization; calcium-mediated signaling; neuron projection development. Gene Ontology annotation, cellular component: cytoplasm; actin cytoskeleton; dendrite. NCBI's taxonomy places the organism in Eukaryota, Metazoa, Chordata, Aves, Trogoniformes, Trogonidae. The record is from RefSeq and is a predicted model, not a curated record. The annotation marks the transcript as partial. The transcript has 3 exons.
AUGAUGAAAACGGAGUCUUCAGGAGAAAGAUCAACCCUCCGAAGUGCCUCUCCUCACAGGAACGCUUACAGAACUGAGUUCCAGGCGCUGAAAAGCACCUUUGACAAACCCAAAUCAGAUGGGGACCAAAAAGCGAAAGAGGAAGGAGAGGCCUCGCAGAGCAGGGGAAGGAAAUAUGGCUCAAACGUCAAUAGGAUUAAGAACUUGUUUAUGCAGAUGGGCAUGGAGCCUGCUGAAAGUGCGGGAGUUACCCCUAAAACCAGGGGGAAGGGUGGCCCUCCAUCACCUCAGAGACGAGUUAGGCCCAAAGAAUUUGUAGAGAAAGCGGAUGGUUCGAUCGUAAGAUUGGAGUCGUCAGUCUCGGAAAGGAUUAGCAGGUUUGAUACUAUCCACGAUGGUCCUUCUUAUUCCAAGUUCACUGAAACUCGGAAGAUGUUUGAGCGAAACGCUCACGACAUGGGACAUUCCAAUCGCUAUUCCCCAAAGAAAGAGAAAGCCGUUUCCAACGAGCUUCCCGACGAGUGGUGCAGCUCCAAGUCUCACCGAGGCAGCAUGGAUUCGCUGGACAGCCUGAGCCCAAGGACCGAGACCGUCUCUUCCACCGUGAGCCAGCUCAGCGCCGUUUUCGAAAACACCGACUCGCACAACGUCAUCGCUGUAGAAAAGUCGGAAAACAACGAAGAGUACUCUGUGACCGGUCACUACCCGCUAAAUCUCUCGUCUACCGUUGCAAGCAUCUCCUCCCCGGCUGCGAACCUCGAGGGUUUCAGUCCUCUGAAGGACGCCAGCACGUGGUCGCCCCCAGCCAAGCAGAGUACGGGUGCCACGGUUGUUGAGAGCUCCCAGCAGAACAGCACGCCUUCGACAGCCAGACAGAAGACAUCCACAGGUUCAAAAGCGACUGAAGAGGGAAAGAAGAGCGCAGAGGCGAGCGCCGAUUCCGCCGAGAGCUCUGCAGCGAGUCCGCAGGACGUGGUCAGCGCUCUUGACGGCGAAAGAUCUGCGGAGGGCUGCGCUAGGAGUAAGGCGAGAACAGAGACGGACGUUUUGUCGCAAAAGGAGCGGUCGGCGCGUGCGGAGGGUGCCUUUGAGAGACCUGAAACUGCAGAAUUACCAAGAAACGUGGCUUCAGGUGGCGAUUUCGCCACAGAUGCCAUUUCAGACACUACUGAGUCCCGUUAUGAUGAGGCAAGUGAAAAAGAAGCGCACGAAGACGUGAAUAAUUUUCAGAGUUCCCACGUGUACAUGCACUCCGACUACAACGUGUAUCGGGUACGCUCGCGAUACAACUCUGACUGGGGAGAGACAGGUACGGAACAGGACGAUCAGGAUGACAGCGACGAAAAUAACUGUUACGAACCUGAUAUGGAAUAUUCCGAAAUUAAUGGAUUGCCAGAUGAGGAUGAAAUCCCAGCAAACAGAAAAAUUCAGUUUAGCCGCGCUCCGAUUAAGAUUGCCUAUUACCAAGUAAUAAUAACAGUCCAUCAGCAAAAUGCUCUAAAAGUCAUGUGUGAAAUUGAUAAACGGGCCCCAUGGGCGUGCCGAGUGGUGAAGGAGGUUGAGGAGCAGCAGUCUCCCGGUCAGCCCCCCGAGCGGAGCCUCGGGCACAUCCCAGGGCCGGCAGCUCUACCCAGGGACCCGGGUGACCACAGUCACGAGGCGCUGGGAUCAA